CAACGAAACGUAUGCUUUCCUUCCAAGGGUUAGCGGAGUUGGCUCAUCGUGAAUAUCAGGCAGGAGACUUUGAAGCAGCAGAGAGACACUGCAUGCAACUUUGGAGACAAGAGCCUGAUAAUACUGGUGUGCUUUUAUUACUGUCGUCCAUUCACUUCCAGUGUCGCAGACUGGACAGGUCUGCUCACUUCAGCACUUUGGCUAUCAAACAGAAUCCAUUGUUGGCUGAAGCCUACUCGAACCUAGGCAAUGUAUACAAGGAACGUGGACAACUACAAGAAGCUAUUGAACAUUAUAGACAUGCACUACGCCUCAAACCAGAUUUCAUUGAUGGAUAUAUUAAUCUGGCUGCUGCAUUGGUAGCUGCAGGUGAUAUGGAAGGAGCAGUACAGGCAUAUGUGUCUGCCCUUCAGUACAAUCCUGACUUGUACUGUGUUCGUAGUGACCUGGGGAACCUGCUCAAAGCCCUGGGUCGCUUGGAAGAAGCCAAGGCCUGUUACUUAAAAGCAAUUGAGACUCAACCAAACUUUGCAGUGGCUUGGAGUAAUCUUGGCUGUGUUUUCAAUGCCCAAGGAGAAAUCUGGCUUGCAAUUCAUCACUUUGAAAAGGCUGUAACGCUUGACCCAAAUUUUUUGGAUGCUUACAUCAAUCUGGGGAAUGUCCUGAAGGAGGCAAGGAUAUUUGACAGAGCUGUAGCAGCUUACCUACGAGCCUUGAGUUUGAGUCCAAAUCAUGCAGUUGUGCAUGGUAACCUUGCCUGUGUGUAUUAUGAGCAAGGACUGAUAGACCUGGCAAUAGACACCUACAGGAGGGCUAUUGAACUGCAACCCCACUUUCCUGAUGCCUAUUGUAACUUGGCCAAUGCCUUGAAGGAGAAAGGCAGUGUGGCUGAAGCAGAAGAGUGUUACAAUACAGCUCUUCGACUCUGUCCUACACAUGCAGACUCUCUCAAUAAUCUCGCAAACAUCAAACGGGAACAGGGGAACAUUGAGGAAGCUGUUCGCCUUUAUCGGAAAGCUCUUGAGGUGUUUCCAGAGUUUGCUGCUGCCCAUUCAAAUUUAGCAAGCGUUCUGCAGCAGCAAGGAAAGUUACAGGAAGCUCUGAUGCAUUACAAAGAGGCUAUUAGAAUCAGUCCCACAUUUGCAGAUGCUUAUUCCAAUAUGGGAAAUACUUUGAAGGAAAUGCAGGAUGUUCAAGGAGCUUUACAGUGCUACACUCGUGCCAUUCAGAUAAAUCCAGCUUUUGCUGAUGCCCACAGCAACCUGGCCUCUAUUCACAAGGAUUCAGGGAAUAUACCAGAAGCCAUUGCCUCUUACCGCACUGCUCUGAAACUGAAACCUGACUUCCCAGAUGCCUACUGCAACUUGGCCCACUGCUUACAGAUUGUCUGUGACUGGACGGAUUAUGACGAAAGAAUGAAGAAGCUAGUUAGCAUUGUAGCUGAUCAGCUGGAAAAAAACAGGCUGCCUUCUGUCCACCCUCAUCAUAGUAUGCUAUAUCCCCUUUCUCACAGUUUCAGGAAGGCUAUUGCUGAGAGACAUGGAAAUCUCUGCUUGGACAAGAUUAACGUUCUUCACAAGCCACCAUAUGAGCAUCCAAAGGAUUUGAAGGCCAGUGAAGGUCGACUUCGUAUUGGCUAUGUGAGCUCUGAUUUUGGAAACCAUCCAACCUCCCACCUAAUGCAGUCAAUCCCAGGAAUGCAUAACCCAGACAAAUUUGAGGUAUUCUGUUAUGCCCUGAGUCCUGAUGACGGUACUAACUUCCGUGUAAAAGUGAUGGCUGAAGCAAAUCAUUUCAUUGACUUAUCUCAGAUACCGUGUAAUGGAAAAGCAGCAGACCGCAUCCACCAGGAUGGGAUACACAUUCUCAUUAACAUGAACGGCUACACCAAAGGAGCCCGAAACGAAUUAUUUGCCUUGAGACCAGCACCUAUUCAGGCAAUGUGGCUAGGAUACCCUGGAACCAGUGGGGCGUUGUUCAUGGAUUAUAUCAUCACAGAUAAAGAAACUUCCCCGGUUGAGGUGGCUGAGCAGUAUUCUGAGAAAUUAGCUUACAUGCCAAACACUUUCUUUAUUGGAGACCACGCCAACAUGUUCCCCCAUCUGAAGAAAAAAGCAGUUAUUGAUUUCAAGUCCAAUGGUCAUAUUUAUGAUAACAGAAUUGUUCUGAAUGGCAUUGACUUGAAGGCUUUCCUGGACAGCCUCCCUGAUGUCAAAAUUGUUAAGAUGAAGUGUCCUGAUAGUGGAGACAAUGCAGAUAGCAAUGCUGCCCUCAGUAUGCCAGUCAUUCCUAUGAAUACAAUUGCAGAAGCUGUGAUUGAGAUGAUAAAUCGUGGUCAAAUUCAGAUAACAAUCAAUGGAUUCAACAUUAGUAAUGGACUAGCAACUACUCAGAUUAACAACAAAGCAGCAACCGGAGAAGAAGUUCCACGAACUAUCAUUGUUACUACCCGUUCCCAGUAUGGAUUGCCAGAAGAUGCUGUUGUAUACUGUAACUUUAAUCAGCUGUAUAAGAUUGACCCUUCCACUUUACAGAUGUGGGCUAAUAUCCUAAAAAGAGUUCCAAAUAGCGUGCUGUGGCUAUUACGUUUCCCAGCUGUAGGGGAACCCAAUAUUCAGCAAUACGCACAAAACUUGGGUCUUUCCCAAAACCGAAUCAUCUUUUCUCCUGUUGCCCCCAAAGAGGAACACGUGAGGAGAGGCCAAUUGGCUGAUGUUUGUCUAGACACUCCGCUUUGCAAUGGGCACACAACUGGGAUGGAUGUGCUCUGGGCUGGGACUCCUAUGGUCACUAUGCCAGGUGAGACUCUUGCAUCACGAGUUGCUGCCUCCCAACUUACUUGCCUUGGUUGUCUUGAGCUCAUUGCAAAAAGUAGGCAGGAAUAUGAGGAUAUUGCUGUGAAACUGGGAACUGAUCUAGAAUACCUGAAAAAAAUACGUGGCAAGGUCUGGAAGCAGAGAAUAUCCAGUCCUUUGUUCAACACCAAACAAUACACAAUGGACCUGGAGCGGCUUUAUCUUCAGAUGUGGGAUCACUAUGCUGCUGGCAACAAACCAGACCACAUGAUUAAGCCAGUAGAGGCCAGUGAAUCUGCAUGAAGAGCCUGUCUAUGUGCCCACCCAGAACUCUCCAGGAACUGAGCCUCUCAAACACUUCUGCAGAGAUGAUGAGCUAAAAACUGUGCAUUUCUACUUAAUCUGCCUGGUACUCCGUGGCUGAAGUGAUACAUGAUGGUGAUUAGAGCACAGUCAGACUUUUUUCUUGCA
Struthio camelus australis is the source of this 3266-nucleotide messenger RNA. The record is from RefSeq and is a predicted model, not a curated record. NCBI's taxonomy places the organism in Eukaryota, Metazoa, Chordata, Aves, Struthioniformes, Struthionidae.